CCAAAAUGUUGAGGCCAUAUCGUUUCGUUCGGGUGGUAUUUUGAAGCUAAGUGCCACGGCCUUUACGAAGAUGUGCAAUCUUAGAUUCAUCGAAGUAUAUGCAAUGUCUUUCAGAGUGCUCCUUCCUAAGAACUUUGAAUUUUGUGCACAAGCACUAAGAUAUCUUUACUGGUAUUCUUAUCCUCUGGAAUCUUUGCCGUUAAAUUUUUGGCCAAAGAAUCUUGUAGAACUUCACAUGCGUUUUAACAAUCUCAAACAACUGUGGAAUGGAGGAGAUAAGCCUCUUGGAAGUUUGAAAUUAAUGGACCUCAGCUACUCUUAUCGCCUGAUCAGGAUUCCGAACUUGUCUAGUAUUGCCCCAAAUCUCGAGUUUUUAUAUUUGGAAGGAUGUAAGAGCUUGGUUGAAACUCCCUCUCUUCAAAAUCUGAGCAAGCUUACUGAACUUUAUUUAAAUGGAUCCAAUAAAAUCAAAGAUUGUCCAGAGAUUCCGUGUAAUAUAAGGAUUCUAAAAUUAUACGGAACUGGAAUAAAACAACUGCCCUCAUCAAUUAAGCAUCUGUCUCAACUUGUCAUAUUGUCCUUGGAUGGGUGUACACUCUUGAGUCUUCCAAGCAGCAUUGGCAAUUUGAAACGUCUUGAAGAACUUCAUCUAGCUGAAUGUUUACUCGUGACUAUUCCAAGCAACAUAGGCGAGUUGAAAUGUCUUGAAAAGUUAUUUCUCCGGAAUUGCUCAUAUUUAGCAAGUCUUCCUGAAAGCAUCAAACAACUUUCGAAGUUGAAACUGCUUGAUUUAAGAGAUUGCGAGAGUCUUAAGAGUUUACCAGAGCUUCCGUCAUGCUUAAAAUUUUUAAAAGCAAUUGAUUGCCACUCUCUGGAAUCUGCAUCAAUUUCUUUCAAUUUCAAUUGCACAUUUCUUGAUUUUAGUCAUUGCUUCAAAUUGAAUAAGAAAGUAAUGGAGGAUGUUUUUGAAGCGCACCUAUUGGGUCAGAAAGUUACAUUAUUGAUGGCAGGAGGUGAAGUGCCAGAAUGGAUGAGGUAUAAGAAUAAAGGAUCCUCGCUUUCCUUCAAACUUCACCUUCGUCACGUAAUUGCCUUCUCUUUCUGCGUUGUUCUUAGUCCCUAUGGUGAUGUUUAUUUUCCUGGAUUUGAAGUGGAUUUCAUAUGUGAAUCUGGAAAUAGGCGGGAACAUAAUGCGUUCAACUUAUUUAGCGAUAAGGACGUUGCGAAUUGGAAUGGUUAUCCGUAUCUUUCGGACUUAUCACACGUGUUGCUUUCAUUCAAUGGAUUGAGGACACGUUUUGAUGAAGAGUGUUUCGUUGAGGCCUCAUUUUGCUUCAACACUGACUAUUACAUGGAUCGGCCAGAAAUUAUGGAGUGUGGGGUCCAUCCUAUAUAUAGUAGAGAUAAAAGGAGAAGCAGAAAUGAAAAGCAUCAAGAUGACGAGGAAUGCCAAUAA
This is a messenger RNA of Hevea brasiliensis (rubber tree), 1456 nucleotides long. RefSeq names its product disease resistance protein RML1A-like. Gene Ontology annotation, biological process: defense response. Bases 71 to 1456 code for a protein of 461 amino acids. The record is from RefSeq and is a predicted model, not a curated record. NCBI's taxonomy places the organism in Eukaryota, Viridiplantae, Streptophyta, Magnoliopsida, Malpighiales, Euphorbiaceae. The transcript has 2 exons.